Messenger RNA from Siniperca chuatsi (mandarin fish), 4676 nucleotides. Its product is annotated as double-stranded RNA-specific editase 1-like. Gene Ontology annotation, molecular function: double-stranded RNA binding; tRNA-specific adenosine deaminase activity; double-stranded RNA adenosine deaminase activity. Gene Ontology annotation, biological process: RNA processing; adenosine to inosine editing. The transcript has 12 exons. NCBI's taxonomy places the organism in Eukaryota, Metazoa, Chordata, Actinopteri, Centrarchiformes, Sinipercidae. The coding region runs from base 385 to 2469 and encodes 694 amino acids. The record is from RefSeq and is a predicted model, not a curated record. Gene Ontology annotation, cellular component: nucleolus; cytoplasm.
UUCAUAUUGCUCACAGUGAUUCCGUGAUUGUUUUUCCUCCCUCGCUCAUCCCGCACGGCUACACUCCACCAUUGUGUUCUCCUGAGCGCUGUGGAGUUCGGACGCUGCAGCAUCACCUGCGUCAGGGUCGGUUGGCUUUAACAGAGACUUCCCAUACCCUUUGACUGAAAGCACCUUUACACAGAACCUCACCACCUUUGGGGCUGUUUGCGUCGAUACUUUGCUCGCCUGAGUUUUGCUGCCUCAGUUUCUGAGAUGCUGAUAGCACAGUAUUGGUGAAGUCCUUCCAGACCCUGAAGAAUACAUUAACCAGAUCGGGUGGGAGCUCGGCUAACUCGAAACCAACAGAGGCUGCUCACCAUAGAAGGGGACGAAAUAGAAAGCAUGAGUUCAUGCAGCACAGAUGUUAAGGAAAAUCGGAACUUGGACAACCUCUUCUCAAAAGAGCGGGUUGCAGCUGAGGCUGCUCAACUCCCCAAUGGGAGUGCUGGGGGUGGGAGGAAACGUCCCUUAGAGGAGGGCAAUAAUGGGCAUACACAUUCCAAGUACAGGCCCAAGAAGCGUAAGAAAGUCCCUGGGCCCAUUCUACCUAAGAACGCCCUAAUGCAGCUGAAUGAGAUCAAGCCAGGGCUGCAGUACAAACUGCUCUCUCAGACUGGGCCGGUCCAUGCGCCUGUCUUUGUGAUGACUGUGGAGGUCAACGGGCAGCUCUUCGAGGGUUCGGGUUCAACCAAGAAGAAGGCCAAGCUAAAUGCAGCAGAGAAGGCCCUGCGCUCUUUCGUCCAGUUCCCCAACGCAUCUGAAGCCCACAUGGCCAUGGGCCGGACUCUGUCUGUUCACACGGACUUCACCUCAGACCAGGCUGACUUUCCGGACAUGCUCUUUAAUGCGUUUGAGACAUCCACUCCUGUAGAUGACCCAUUUUACCUUGCAUCCAACAGUAAUGGUUCCUUUAGCUCACUGGGAAUAGAGUACCCAUUGCUACCCUCCCCUGUUACAAACCUGGUCCAGCCCCCCUUACCUCCAGCCCCCUCCACCUUCACCUCCCCUACAAGUGGCAAGAAUCCUGUCAUGAUCCUCAAUGAGUUACGGCCGGGCCUCAAGUAUGACUUUGUGUCAGAGAGCGGGGAGAGCCAUGCCAAAAACUUUGUCAUGUCAGUGACGGUAGAUGCUCAGAAUUUCCAGGGUUCUGGGCGGAACAAGAAGCUGGCCAAGGCCCGGGCUGCCCAGGCUGCUCUGUCUGCUCUGUUUAACAUGCAGCUGGAUCAGGCUCCAUCAAGACAGCCUAUACCCAGAGAAGGACUGCAGCUUCACCUGCCACAGGUCCUGGCAGAUGCCGUCUCUCGUCUGGUUGUCGACAAGUUCAGCGAACUGACAGAAAACUUCACGUCUCCACAUGCUCGACGGAAAGUAUUGGCAGGUGUCGUCAUGACAACAGGUACUGAUGUGAAGGAGGCUGAGGUCAUCUGCGUAUCCACAGGGACAAAGUGCAUCAAUGGUGAAUACAUGAGUGAUAGAGGUUUGGCCCUCAAUGACUGCCAUGCUGAGAUUGUGGCUCGUCGGUCACUCAUCAGGUACCUGUACUCCCAGCUGGAGCACUUCCUCAGUAACCACGAAGAGGAGCAGCAGAAAUCUAUAUUUACCAGAUGUGACAACAGACAAGGCUUCAGACUGAAGGAAAACAUCCAGUUCCACCUGUACAUCAGUACCUCCCCCUGUGGAGACGCCCGCAUCUUCUCUCCCCAUGAAGCUGGAGUGGAGGAUCAGGGAGAUAGACACCCGAACAGAAAAGCCCGUGGACAGCUCCGCACUAAAAUUGAGUCUGGUGAAGGAACCAUCCCAGUACGCACCAGUAACACCAUUCAGACGUGGGAUGGGGUUCUUCAGGGUGAGAGGUUGCUCACCAUGUCCUGCAGUGAUAAGAUAGCCAGGUGGAAUGUGGUUGGAUUCCAAGGCUCUUUGAUGAGCUACUUCACUGAGCCCAUCUACUUCUCCAGCAUCAUUCUGGGCAGCCUGUACCACGCUGACCACCUCUCCAGAGCCAUGUACCAGAGGAUCACUGAGAUCGAGGACCUGCCGCAGUCCUUCAGCUUGAACAGACCACUGCUCAGCGGAAUAAGUAACGCAGAGGCUCGUCAGCCAGGAAAAGCACCCAACUUCAGUGUGAACUGGACGGUGGGAGACCAAGGCUUAGAGGUGAUCAAUGCCACCACGGGUAAAGAUGAUCUGGGUCGAGCCUCCAGGCUGUGUAAACACGCUCUCUACAGCCGCUGGAUGCGCCUGCACUGCAAGCUCUCCUCCACCUUGCGGAUCAGAACAGUAAGGCCCAGCAGCUACCACGAGGCCAAGCAGGCAGCGGUGGAGUACCACAGCACUAAGCAGACGCUCUUCAGAGCCUUCCACAAAGCCGGACUGGGCGCCUGGGUGAAGAAACCAAUUGAGCAGGACCAGUUUGCACUCACCACCUGAGUUAGUGCUGGGCUGGUGGGGGGGACUCCUCACUUUACUUUCUGAAACAGUUUUGGUCACUUUCAGUGGUGGAAUAAUUUCCCUCUGGAUGGUCAUGGAGUGGACUGUGUGUUACUGGGAAGAAAGAGGCACCAAAUCCAGAUGUCAGAAUCCAUGGAGUUAACAUUCCUCCUUAAUUUUGCUACUCUCAGCCAGCACUACACAUUAAAAAAAGAUUGUUAUUCAGUCAGUUAUGCAACUUUAUACAAAGGACAAAUGUAAAAAGAGACUUUGGGAAUGGAAACUUGUAAACAGCAUUGUUAGUUAAAAUGGCAGUUGUUUAUAUAAGAAUAGUGAUAUAUUCAUUUUGCAUGUAUGAUUAUACCAAAUUCAUACAGUAGGAAGUCUGCAGUAAAAGGUUUGUUAUCAUGUUCAGUAUUGUGAUCUCAGAUUAUCAGUGUUGUGAUAACUUGAGAAUGUCCUCCUGCAGUUUGUAACACUGUUUAUCUGCUCUCUUGCAGUUCUUUGACUGCAAAUUUGAGGUCACAAGGAUAUUUUCUUUUAUUUUAAGGUAAAAUGUCUAAAAUGACAGAAAAGACUUAAGUAUGACAUUAGAAGAUAGUCAUCCACAGCUCCACGCUCCAUUUCAAAGACUUUACUCAUGUAUUUUUUGUCUGUGGUACAAACAAAAUGUAAUGGACUCACAAUCCUGCCACAUUAGGUAGGGGGGAAGGUCAACACAAAUUUGAUUCCAUUUGAUUCUAGCCAAGUAUGGUGGACUUGCCUGCGCAGUUCUUUUUGAAAAUGGCUUCUAUAAUAAAUAUAUAUAAAUGAGUUUCGCUACAGACUGUAAAAUAACUCUUUCUGAAGAGAUCUUUUAAAGGAUGUGCUGCUAUCUUGCCAGAAAAUCCAAAUUUGGUCAAAGGGGAGGAAGCCUGGGUCGAGGUAGUUAGAGGUGCAAGUGACGACCACCACGGCUGACUGUGAUAGGCUGACACACCUGCCAGUCAAAGAAAUAUGACCAAAAACAUUGUUCUGUCAGUUGCCCAAAUCUGUCUCCUUAUACCCUUUAAUCCUUGCAGUUUGGGUCAUUUCCUCUAGUUGGAGGACACCAAACAGGAGUGACACUUUUAGAGUAUGAAUAGCCUUGUUCACAUCUAACCAAACAAAGGAAACAUUGAUAGGUUGCAAAAACAUGUCGGGUGUAAACACACCCUAAAACAUCUCUCCUAAUAUGAGCCCUGUUGCACUAGAUUAGGGUACAUGAAUCUCUCCUACAGUGAUGCAUAUGCAGUAACUACAGUAAACCCAAAUCCCAGAACCCAGACCCUGCUAGUGUUGUUGGUGUUAACACUUCAGUCACAUUUACCACCAGUAAAAGCUCACCAAAGAUGAUGUCAGCAUCUGUCAAACCUUUUCAUUUUUUUAUUUUCUGUGUUGUUUUCCACACAUUCAAAUGUUUCUUUUUAUUACUGUAAUCUGCCUCUACAGACCUUGUGCAUUCAAAUGUAUGUUUGUGAUGAUGUGUGAAGUGGUGUUUUAUGUGUGAUGUUCUACUCUUUCAAACCAAACAAGACAUAAUCCCAAAUCACUUGUUUCUCUAUAGCAAAUGUAAAUUUUAACUUUCAAAUAUGUUUUUAAUUGUCUAAAUUCUUUAUUUUGCUGCAAAAGUCCUCUGGAUGUAAACCUCCGGCCUCAAACACACAUAGGACAUAUUUAACUUAUUUACUUCAAAUGUAGGUUGAGUUCUUUUCUUUAUAUAUUUUGAAUGUGUAUCCUUCUGCUUCUAUUUAAUGGCUGAAAAUAUGUCUUAACCUUGAGCAUGUGCAGACCUGUUCCUGUCUCAGCAUACAUGGCUCCAGGCUUGGCCCCUCACGGUUUUUGGAGGUGUCAGCCAAUGACGUUUCCAUAGGAUAUGCACUUUUUUAAAAGGGAAACAGUUCAUUUUAUUCAUGGAAUUUAAGGUAAGGUAAAAGUGAAUGGAUCAGUGGGAAAAGAAGGUCCACUGUAUGUCGAUCCUUCCGGUCCAUAUGUUGGUGGUUGGUGAGCCUCUACAGUUCUGAUGGGUUCAUGCACUACGUUAUUGAUUUGCCCCAUAAAAUAUAGCAAGACUGUGGGGCCUAAUGCAUGAGCUCUACAUGUAAAGCAUGAAAACUAUAAAUAUAAAAUAUGUAGAAACUGAGUCAAGUCACUGAGCUAGAGAUUUAAUAAAACGCUAUUACAGUGGG